Molecule: messenger RNA, 1698 nt
Organism: Salvia splendens (bonfire salvia)
Lineage: Eukaryota; Viridiplantae; Streptophyta; Magnoliopsida; Lamiales; Lamiaceae
Exons: 2
Coding region: 365-1579 (404 amino acids)
Source: RefSeq, a predicted model, not a curated record
UUCUUGAUCCCUUCCUCGCGUUUAUUUCAAUUAAUUGAGAAUGCAACCAAUUUAUGAAACAAAGUUCGUAUUUUUAUGACUCUAUCCUGUUGGAAAGAAAUCAUGUAAUUAAGACAAUUGAUCACAAAUUGAUUCUUACCAUAGCUAGAUUAUCUCCUUACCAUAUGGAGGGAUUGAUUGUAUCUAUAAGAAUUGUAACCCUAGCACACAAUAAUUGUGCAAUACAUUCAUAGAAUUACCGAUCCUUAAUUCUUCAUGGUAUCAGAGCAGGAAAAAGAUCCUCGGCUCAGAAAAAUCUCAUCAUCGCCGUGUAAUACCCCUCUCGGCCUUCACCUAAAAUCAAACACAAUCAACCUCAACCAAAAUGUCAGACGGGGCAGAAGAGAAGCCAACGACAGAAUCCUCAACAUUGAGGACAAACAAGAACGUUACCGUGGCGUUCAAAUUGAACGGGAAGAAUUACCCGUUAUGGUCGCGCUUAAUGAAAGUCGCGAUAGGGAGCAGGAGAGGAUAUACGAAUAUCCAAGACAAGCCGCCGGAACCCGGCAGUAAGGGUUACCACGAGUGGGAGGAGACAGACCUCGUGGUCUUCUCGUGGAUUAUCGACAACGUCGAGCACGAUAUCAUUGCGGAUUUUGCCCACCACCAAACGGCCAAGGCGUUGUGGGAUAAUCUCGCAAUUACGUUCGAAGGAAAGGCGGAUCCGUAUCAAAUAUACGACCUGGAGGACAAGAUAACAUAUAUGAGACAGGGAAAUCUCGACGUGGAAACAUAUUACCGUCGCCUCCACGGAUUGUGGAUUAGCAUUGAUCGAACUCAAAAACAACCGGUCACAUGCUGCGAUAAAGGGAUCGGGCAGUAUCGACAACACGCGAAUGACAAGAGGCUCAUCAAAUUCCUCACGGGCCUAAAUCAAGAGUAUGAUCACAUCCGACGGGAGAUCCUCAAGGAACAGCCGUACCCCUCGGUCGAAGAGGCCUACGGUUGGGUGAAGAAGGAGGCGGCUCGACAACGGAUCAUGCCACCGGCGUCAACUCCACCCACCGGAGACCCCUCUGGCAUUGGAAGUGCCGAUUCGUCAUCGGGGGAGAUAGGCUACGGAUUCAGGGCACAGAGAGAUCGUCCGAACAACCGAGGGAGCCAGCAGCGUCCGCCACCAGCCGGAAACCACCACCAGACCGCAGGUAACGGAGGGAGGCCGGACAAAAGCAAACUGUGGUGCUCCCAUUGCGGGAAAACCAAGCAUACGAGGGAGACUUGCUUUCUCCGGGUAGGUUACCCGGAAUGGUGGGAUGAGAAACAGCGAGCACGAGCCCAAGGAAAGCUCGCCGCCGUCGGAGUCGCGGAAAUCAGUCAGCGACAGGCCCCAAAUCAGAACCGAGAAGGGGCGAUCGAUGGAGGAAAUUCAGCCGGUAAUACUCCCCAGCCAGAAAUCGGCGGUGGCGGUGGUAGCAGCGGCGGCGGGAGCGGCAUCCGGAUCGGGAAUUUUGUGGAGCGAACCAAAGCAGGGACCGAGAGCUCAAAUUGGAGAAAUGGCGGAGGAUAUUCGGACGAGGAAGAUCAUUGGGCGUGGCACUGAGAACAGUGGACUCUACUACGUGGAUGGGGUAGUUCAACAUGGCAGUGCAAUGCUAGCUCACGGAUCUACAAGAGAAGAGGCUUGGCUGUGGCACAAAAGAUUAGGACACCCUUCUUAUG